Molecule: messenger RNA, 464 nt
Organism: Hyaloscypha bicolor E
Lineage: Eukaryota; Fungi; Ascomycota; Leotiomycetes; Helotiales; Hyaloscyphaceae
Exons: 2
Coding region: 214-417 (67 amino acids)
Molecular function (GO): protein binding
Source: RefSeq, a predicted model, not a curated record
GAUGAAUUAGAUCAAACCCUCAACGCCUGCGGGAUUCAAGAUGGAGCAAUCAUCCGCUACGUCUUCACCGAAUCCGCUCCCGAUCGAGCACCCCCAUCUUCACGCACAACUGUAGUGGAAGCCCCUUCCGAGCUCCCAUCUUACGAUGAAGCGGGGUUCUCAGGCGAAGAACUGAGAACAAUCUUCGCUCUAGAUGUCGAUCAGAGCCGGCCGAUGAACGUGGGCCCUGUGAAGCUAGGAAUGCCUGUAAAGGUUUUCAUCGAGAAGGUGGCUUCGAGACAGGGGGUCGAUCCUGAGCAUUUGAGAAUUAUUUACAAGGGGAAACAGCUCAAGGAAGGAAAUUCUUUGUUGGAUUAUGGUUUGCAGGAUGAGGCUACAGUGCAUUGUGUUAUUCGGGUUAUUGGAGGAGCCAUGUAGUCCUUCGUUAUGAUUCCACACUGCCCCACAACGCCGAAGCUCAAUCA